GUAGCGCCUCCGGUUCUUCUAUUUUCUUUUUCAAUCUCAACGCACUGCUGCUUAAACCCUCCCUAAAACCCUAUUCGGCUAUUCCUUAUGGAGAAAUCAAGGCAAGAGAAGCGAAAAGAAGCUCGCUUGGCCAAGAAUGCCAGAAAAAACCAGUCUUGGCUCCAACGUCAGAAAGCCUCAAAAUCUACAGAGAAACCCCUAAAUUCUUCUCAUCAGAAUAAGAAUGACGAAACAGCUAUUUCUGAGACAAGUAGGGAUAUGGGAGUUGAAAAUACUAAAUCAGAGGUUCAUCCGAGACCAUCAACAAAGGUACCUAAGAGAACCCCAAAAACAAAGUUUGACAAGUUUCUUCAACUAGAUCAUACUAGGGCCGAGGAUGAUUUGGAGCUAGAAAGGAAACUUGCAAAGAAACUCAAAGUCAAGGGUGGAAAAUUGAAGGGUGAGGAUCUUGGUCUUAACAUGUUGUUUGAAGGAAUUUCAUCUUUUGCUGACGAGGCAUUGCCUUCUAAAAAAUCUGAAAAAAACUCCCUAAGAAAGAAACGGAAGAAGGACAAGUUAUUACCUGAUGACCUAGAGAGUGAAGAUCCAAAUGUAGUCGCUACAGAUGGCGCUGUUCCCUCCAAGUCAUCUUCGAGGAAGAGACCGAAGAAGAGAAAGUCCUUGGAGGAAACAAAAGAUGGCAAUAACGAUGGUGGUAUGGGCAUUGAGGUAUCUAAGCCAAUGGAGUCCUUGGAAAAAGUUCCUGCCACCACACCUCAAAAAUAUGUAGCUCCUCACUUAAGAUCACGUGCCAGGAAUGAGCUUGAAGAGUAUAGUCAGGUCCGUCGACAAUUGCGUGGUCUUCUAAAUAGGCUCUCGGAAUCUAAUGUCGAAUCCAUUACAGGGGAUGUGUCUGUCCUCAUGCGUUCCAUUCCGCGUGGUAUCGCCUCUGAUAUAUUUGGUGAGGAGGUAUUAGCCUCAUGUGCUCAUGGUCCUCGUGGAAAUGAACAGCAUGCUGCUGUUUUUGCUUCUUUUGUGGCCGGCAUGGCCAGUUCAGUGGGAAUCGACUUUGGCGCAAAGCUUCUGGCUUUACUUGCUAAAACUUUUGAGGAUGAGUACCACAAAGAGGACAAUAUUUCCUUGAGAAAUCUUACUCUUUUACUCUCUCAAUUAUGCAUAUUUGGAGUUUGUUCAAGUGAUUUGAUAUAUGACUUUCUGAUUGUUUUGAGCAAGCGGUUAACAGAGAUUGAUGUCUCAACCAUCUUGACAGUUCUGCAAUGCUGUGGAAUGAAAAUAAGGGCUGACGAUCCUCUUGCAAUGAAAAAUUUUAUUGCGAGUGUUCAGAAUAGAGUGAACGAGUUAAAGGCCUCAUGUGGAGAUGACCAGGAGAAGAUCAAUGGCAGAAGGAUGGAGUUCAUGCUUGAAACCAUAUGUGACAUCAAGAACAACAAGAAAAGGUUGAAAGAAGAUACUGCACCUCAUACAAGGAUAAAGAAAUGGCUACAAAAGUUACGGGUAGAAGACAUUUUAAUAAGUGGACUCAAUUGGAGCAAACUUCUUGAUCCUAAUAAGAAGGGCCAGUGGUGGCUAUCUGGUGAUAUUGCCUCAACAGCAGACAAUGUCGAAGAGGUUGCUAACACAAUAGACAAAGAGGUUCUUGAAGCCCGGAAACUUUUGCAGCUUGCUGCUGCACAGAGAAUGAAUACAGAUGCUAGAAAGGCAAUCUUUUGUAUAAUUAUGAGUGGGGAGGAUUACAUUGAUGCAUUUGAGAAGCUUCUGAGAUUGGAUUUACAUGGAAAGCAGGACAGAGAGAUAAUGCGAGUUCUAGUGGAGUGCUGCUUGCAAGAGAAAGUGUUUAACAAGUAUUACACAAUUCUGGCUUCCAAAUUGUGCGAGCAUGACAAGAAUCACAAGUUCACAUUACAGUUUUGCCUCUGGGACCAAUUCAAACAGUUGGACUCAAUGCAGCUUAGUAGGUCAAUGCACCUAGCCAAAUUUGUUGCAGAGAUGGUAGCCUCUUUCACUCUGUCCCUCGCCGUUCUGAAGACGGUAGAUCUAGCUGAUAUCAAGCAACUAACAGCAAAAAGGACAAUUCAUUUCCGGAUGUUAUUUGAGGCCAUAUUUGAGUAUCCAGAUAACCUGAUAUGGAAUAUAUUCACGCGCGUGGCCGUCACCCCGGAGCUUGAAAGUCUUAGAGAUGGGAUUGAGUUUUUCAUCAAGUAUAUUGUGGAAAGCAAUAAAUCCCUCGGGGCAAAGUUUAAGCUUGCAAGGAAAGCCCUUAAUAAUGCUGAAGGGGUCCUCAUUUGUCGGAUUACUUGCCAAUAG
Messenger RNA from Fragaria vesca subsp. vesca, 2304 nucleotides. RefSeq names its product nucleolar MIF4G domain-containing protein 1-like. Gene Ontology annotation, biological process: ribosomal small subunit biogenesis. The record is from RefSeq and is a predicted model, not a curated record. Gene Ontology annotation, cellular component: nucleolus. The transcript has 11 exons. Lineage: Eukaryota; Viridiplantae; Streptophyta; Magnoliopsida; Rosales; Rosaceae. Bases 88 to 2304 code for a protein of 738 amino acids. Gene Ontology annotation, molecular function: protein binding; RNA binding.